AUGGGCAACUCACUAGGCAUAUUUUGUUCCUGGUUCCGCCGCAGGUCCCGGCCAUGCCAUUGGCAACGUGCUCGUCUAAGCGUAUUUUGUUCCUGGUUCCACCACAGGUCCCCGAGAUGCCAUUGGCAAUCUGCUCGUCUUAUCUCUGAGGCCUUUCCAGCUGGCAGGGCUCACCCUGCGGCUCCUGCACCUGUGCCUGCCUCGAGAACCCUGGGCUGUUCCCGAUUCCUCUUCUACCCUCAGCGACAUCCUGGGCCUUCUUUUCCAGCCAGGUGGGACGGCGCCCCUACGAGGCUGUGUCUUCUCCCUCGGAACAGGGGCACCCCACUGAGGGUCCCGUCUCCUGUGGACUGGAGCACCCCCUCAAGGAAGAAACCCGUGCUGUCUGCUCGCAACUCCAUGAUGUUCGGACACCCCAGCCCCGUGAGGAUCCCUCGUCUCAGACGCAAGUUUAACCUCCGACUGCCUUCAUUAGAUGAGCAGGUGAUCCCAGCCAGGCUCCCGAAGACGGAGGUGAGGGCAGAAGAGCCCAAAGAAGCAACGGAGGUGAAAGACCAGGUAGAGACCCAGGGGCAGGAGGACAAUAAAAGGGGCCCCUGUAGCAAUGGGGAAGCAGCCUCCACCUCUAGGCCCCUGGAGAAUCAGGGAAACCUCACUUCCUGCUGGUGCAGUCCCAGGCCCUUGGAGGGAAAUGUCCACCUCAAGAGCUUGACCGAAAAGAACCAGAAUGACAAGGCCCAGGUGCAUGCAGUGAGUUUCUACCCCAAGGGGCAUGGAGUCUCCAGCUCACACAGCCCUGCUGGAGGCAUCCUUCCCUUUGGGAAGCCUGACGCAGCUCCAACAGUGCUCCCUGCCCCAGUUCCGGGCUGCUCCCUGUGGCCAGAGAAGGCGGCCUUGAAGGUGCUGGGUAAAGAUCACCUGCCCAGCUCUCCAGGCUUGCUGAUCACAGGGAAGGACAUGCAGCUCAAAGAUCCUGCAGCCCUUCUGGGAUCAAGUAACUUUUCUCCACCCAGAGCUGCCGGCCACGGGUCCCGCAAAAGAAAGCUGUCAGGGCCACCACUGCCGCUGCAACCGACCCCUCCCCUGCAACUGAGGUGGGAUAGAAACGAGCGGGCCCCACCCGCUAAGCUUCCCUGCCUAUCUCCUGAGGCACUGUUAGAGCUGGGUCAGGCUUCCCAGAGGGAAGGACGCCUCCAGCAGGGCAACAUGGGUAAGAACAUAGGGGUGUUAAGUAGAACAUCAAAAUCCAGGAGACGAAAACAGCCGCUUGGGAGGAGAAAGAAGAUACGGAAGGGCAGGCGUGGUAGCUCACGUCUAUAA
Rhinopithecus roxellana (golden snub-nosed monkey) is the source of this 1320-nucleotide messenger RNA. Its product is annotated as putative UPF0607 protein ENSP00000382826. The record is from RefSeq and is a predicted model, not a curated record. The transcript has a single exon. Lineage: Eukaryota; Metazoa; Chordata; Mammalia; Primates; Cercopithecidae. The coding region runs from base 1 to 1320 and encodes 439 amino acids.